This is a messenger RNA of Quercus lobata, 1587 nucleotides long. It is a transcript of the gene EMB93, whose product is annotated as Mitochondrial transcription termination factor family protein. The transcript has 2 exons. The record is from RefSeq and is a predicted model, not a curated record. Gene Ontology annotation, molecular function: double-stranded DNA binding. Gene Ontology annotation, biological process: regulation of DNA-templated transcription. Bases 78 to 1004 code for a protein of 308 amino acids. NCBI's taxonomy places the organism in Eukaryota, Viridiplantae, Streptophyta, Magnoliopsida, Fagales, Fagaceae.
UGAGCAUGAGAAAGAGAUGAUAUUGAUACAUGAUAUAGAGCAAUAUCUCCUGUAGAAGUUCCCCUCGAAGCAAAACCAUGCUAACAGAGAUGAUAAUCCGACCCCUCCAUCUCCCUCCUCAAGCUCUCCUCAUCCCUCACUCCUCUAAACCCUCCAAAACCCCUUCUUCUUCUUCUAAUCUCAACACCAAAAACCCACCUUCUUCUUCUUCUUCUUCCUCAGACUCAGGCCUGCUCUUCCGCCAGAAAAUCCUCUACCUUGAAAACCUCAACGUCAAUUCCCACAAAGCUCUCCAACUCAACCCAGAUUUCCGUUCCACCCCACUCUCUUCCCUCCUCUCCGUCGAGCAAUGCCUCUCUUCCUUUGGCCUCACUCGCUCUUCCCUUGGUCGAAUUCUAGACAUGUACCCACAGCUCCUCACCUCUGACCCUCACACCCAACUCUACCCCAUCUUUGAUUUCCUUCUCAACGAGGUCCGAAUCCCAUUUCUUCACAUUCCAAAGUCCAUAACUCGAUGCCCCAGAAUCUUAGUUUCCAGUGUCCCAAACCAGUUAAGACCCACUUUCUCUUUUUUGCAAAACUUGGGUUUUGUGGGUCCUCAUUCAAUCACUUCUCACACCGUAGUGCUAUUGGUUUCAAGUGUGGAAGAUACUCUUUUGCCAAAGAUUCAGUUUUUGCAAAGUUUGGGGUUUUCUCAUGAGGAAGUGGCUACCAUGGUGAUAAGGUCACCUGGGUUGUUGACUUUUAGUAUUACAAAUAAUUUGCUCCCCAAGGUGAAGUAUUUCUUGGAGGAAAUGAAAGGGGAUAUAGUGGAAUUGAAGAGGUUUCCUCAGUAUUUUUCGUUUAGUUUGGAGGGGAAGAUUAAGCCUAGGCAUAGGCUUUUGCUCGAGCACCGUUUGUCGCUGCCAUUGCCGGCGAUGUUGAAGGUUAGUGAUGGCGAGUUCACUGCGAGGUUGAUUGAGUUGCGGUUGCGGUUGCGGUUGCGGUCUAUUGAGGGGAUGUAAAUGGCUGUUUAACAGAUCGAAUUUUGUGGGCCCAAGAGGAACACGCCCGGCUGCCUGCAUUCUAUUUAUCCCCCCUCCCCCCCUUUUUGUUUCAACCAAACAGGGGAAAACUGUAUUCUCCUGUCAUCCAUUUCUUCCCCCUCAUUUCUUUCCAUCCAACCAAAUGCAUCGUUACAGAUAUUAACAUCCAAUGAAUGUGAUUGAUAUGUGGUGAGGGGAAAUCAUCCUUAGGGUAGCCUUUUUCAAGUUGCACAAAGUUGUAUGCACAUUCUAACCUUUUUGUCCUUGAACAAGAGCGAUUUUGACUAGCCAUUUAGGAAUGCAUUCAUUGCUAAAAGCUCUGCUUAGGAUUACUUAUCAACCACAACAAAACUUGUGUCCCAAAACUAUGGGUUGGCUACGGAUCCUCAACAGGUUAAUAAGGGUCUUUCACAUGUAUUCUUCUCUUGCUUAGUAUUAGUUAACAAUUUCUUUUUAAAAUUUUCAGACUCGUGGAAUAUUAUUCAAUGUUUGUUUAAUAGGCAUGAAACCUCUAAGAGGCUGCUUGGAGGUCAUGAGAUGUUAAGGUCAUGUUUGGUAACUG